Messenger RNA from Trichomonas vaginalis G3, 2850 nucleotides. RefSeq names its product ubiquitinyl hydrolase protein. Gene Ontology annotation, biological process: protein deubiquitination. The record is from RefSeq and is a predicted model, not a curated record. The coding region runs from base 1 to 2850 and encodes 949 amino acids. Gene Ontology annotation, cellular component: nucleus; cytosol. Gene Ontology annotation, molecular function: cysteine-type endopeptidase activity; cysteine-type deubiquitinase activity. The transcript has a single exon. Lineage: Eukaryota; Parabasalia; Trichomonadida; Trichomonadidae.
AUGAUCCGUCCAGAGAAUCAUUCAAGCAAUGUAACACUCAGAGUCCACAGUUGGAAAAAAUUCGAAGCCCUUCGCCAUUUAGAAUUUAAUUUUACUUUUCGAGACCCAUCAAUCAAUAAAUCUCCAAUUCCUGGCUACCAAAACAUAACAAUGUACCAAGAUGUUAACAAAGACAACACCUUUGAUUUGUGCUUUAAAAAUUUGCAUUGGGAUACAGAUUUGGGCUAUAAUACUUUUGAAUUAUUAGUCAUCAUCAAAAAUAUCAAAAAACCACCGCAUAUACUAGAAGACCCGAAAAUACUAUAUCGAGGCAUUGAAAAUUUAUCAAAUCAUUGCUAUAUCAACGUUAAUAUUCAAAUGUUAUUUCAUAUUCCCGCUUUCCGAAAGAUUAUUUACUCUAUCGACUCCUACUUAAACAUGGGCGAUGAUCAGUCGAAAGCCCUGCUACUAGCAUUACGAAAAACCUUCAUUCUUCUCGAAGAAAAAAAAGAAAAUACAAGAAAAGACGAAAAAAUGACAAAUGCCAUACAAAUUGACGAGUUACUUAAUGCGCUUUCAUUGGUAAAUGCCACGCAGAUAGAAAUGAAUGAUUCCCAUUGGUUUUUAGACAGAAUUUUCUCAACAUUAAAUGAUAAUUCCGCAAAAUCAGAAAUAAGCAAUAUCUUUGGUUUCGAACAGCUCAGCAACAUCAAGAAAGAUGGUGAGAGCAUUGUUAGGCUCGAAAGAUGCUUAACUUGGCCGAUUUCCAUAAAUCAAAAUUUAUCUUUCGAAGAAAACAUCAAAAACGAUCGAAGUGAAAUAAUUACAGAAACAGGGGUAUCGAAACAAUACAAAUUUAAGACUUUACCGAAAAUUUUGAUAAUUUCAACGUCAUAUAUUCAAUCAAACAGCGAACAAUCAGUACAUGACUUACCUACAACACUUAGUCUAUCGAAAUACGUAUCAGAAGAACAGACUUGUGCUGAAUAUGAGCUAUAUUGUAUUAUUUGGUACCACGGAAACAGCCAGAGUGGCCAUUUCUAUUCAUGUCUUCGACCUAAUGUAACAGACAAAGAUUUCUACUUGUUCAACGAUGCCAGAGUAACGAAAUACAAUAUUCAGAACAUAAAUAAAGAAUACGCGCAUCCUCAUGUUCUAGCGUUUGUCAGGAAGGAUAGCAUUGACGAGAUGUCCGUAAUUCCUACGAUGCCGGACAAAUCCGACGCUCCUGUCUGUCCGAAAGAAAUUACAGAGCAAAAAUUAGUUUUCGAAGUCAGAACAACCGGUAACUUAGCUAAUAGUAUUGAUAAUGGAUUCAUUGGCUUCAAACCGAGUAAUGCGACUGAUAGAUUUUCUGUAGAGUUAUCGACCAAAGAUACUUUUUCAAAACUUUACGAAGCCGUCAAAACCGAAUGUGAAAAUUAUUUGGAUAAAAAUUCAGAUAAUUUCAGAUUAUGGAUACGCAAUAAAAAGAGCUUAUUAGGAACAAUAAUUCCUAAUGAUCCGAAACGAAUGUUGUACGAAUUGAAUGAUAAGAUUUUAUUCCUCGACCAGAUAGAUUACAACGAGCCAUUUGAUAUCAGGAAGUCUCAGGCUCGUGUAUUCCUUGUAUAUUUCGAUCCUGCGAAGACGAAAUUCACUUAUAUCUUAAUGAGAACGAUGUCCAACGAUGAACCGAUCUCUGGUAUCAUGUCAUCGACCAUCAAACUGCUGCAAAGCAAAUUAGAAGACACAAGGUCGCUAACUCCAAAAGAUUUUAACGUAUAUGUUGAUAAAUUCGACAAAAGUCCUCCAACGUUAGUUUCCGAUGUAAACAGUAACAACAACUUCAAACAUGGAACAUUCCUCAUCUUUGUUCCUAAGAAUGCUAAGACUCUUGUCGUAGAUCCUCCGAAUUCCACCGUCAGAACAUUGGAAGAAUACUAUCCCGAGAACAGAAUAAUGACCCUUGAGAGGUAUUACAUCACUCACUACUACUCAUGGGACUUCAAAGUAUUCAGAUUCGGACCAAUUGACCAGAAGCCAUUUUUCAUAAAAGUGGCAUCGACUUUGAAUUAUGCGAAAUUCGCGGAAUUCUUAGCCAAAUGCUGCGACCUUGACUACGAUAAGGAUCAGGAUGAUCUCCUCGUAUUCCCUGUUGUAUAUGAGCACUCUCCGAAGACAAGACCAAUAAUUAACCAACAAUGGGCAAAUAUUUGGGACCCUUAUAUGACAAAUCUUGCUUUACAUGCGCUCAUCAAGAAAUAUACAACAAUAUACUUCGAAAUAUUCAAAGGAUAUCGAGGGAAACUGUUUAAUAACAAAUAUAAUUACGGAUUAAUCAGAGUUUCCAUUUCAAAGGACGGUAUACACGUCAACGAACUCUUACAAUGCAUUGUUGAUGCUCCUUAUACACCCCGUGAUGUUCUAAAAGCCCUAAAAAGGGAAGAUCUCGGUUUUGAUUACAGAAUCAGAAAAAUUGAUGGUGGUUCAUCAUGGACACUUGUCGAUAUCGACACCUCCUGUGAUGAUAAACACUGCCACUAUCGAUUUGAACUCAAACCAAAAGAAGAUAUCAUGGAAAUCACAGUUUGCACAGGAACAGUCAAUUCAUCGAACGGACACUUCAGCUUCUUUGGCGAACCAUUCUUACUUCCAGUAGAAGAAGGCCAAACUUUCAUUGAUUUCGCUGAUCCCAAGAAAUUCCCUGAAGGCGUUACUUCAUGCAAGGAAUACGACAUCUACUGCUUGGACGAGAAGUACGAACCAUGUGGAAACUACAAAACACUGAAAAUGGUCGACGCAGUAAAGAAUAACAUGAAAGUCGCUGUAAUUCCACUCACAUUGUCUCCAUAUCUUGAAAGAGAGAAAGAAUUCGAGUUACGCGGAUGA